This is a messenger RNA of Stylophora pistillata, 1955 nucleotides long. Its product is annotated as WD repeat-containing protein 43. NCBI's taxonomy places the organism in Eukaryota, Metazoa, Cnidaria, Anthozoa, Scleractinia, Pocilloporidae. Gene Ontology annotation, cellular component: nucleolus. Gene Ontology annotation, biological process: maturation of SSU-rRNA from tricistronic rRNA transcript (SSU-rRNA, 5.8S rRNA, LSU-rRNA). Gene Ontology annotation, molecular function: protein binding. The record is from RefSeq and is a predicted model, not a curated record.
CAUGAAAUAUGGACGGUAGUGGAUGUGCUUUUGAUAAUAAUGGCCGUGCUUUAGCACUUUUAACCCCAGAUGGACGCCUAAAAAUAUGGGACUGUACUGCUGGAUCAUUAAGGCAUGAAUACACUCCUCCUUCGCACCUCUCUUCGUCUUGUACUUGCUUAAAAUGGAGUCGAACUUCGAGAUUUGUGACAACUCAAAGAAGAAAGAAAUCAAAGACUUCAAGACAGUCAGAAAGUUCGAGUGCAAGUAAUUCAAUAGCACUUGGUACCUCAUCAGGUGAUGUUCUUUUAUAUGGUGUGACAGCUGGGGAAGUAGACCAGAAAUUGGAGGGUGGACAUGACAGUAGAGUUAACGACCUGUGUUGGAGUGAUGAUGAUGGCGCAUUGUUUUCUUGUUCAAAUGAUAAACAUAUAACUGAGUGGAAUACAGGAAAUGGGCAGAGAAAAUGUAAAUGGAAAGCAGAUAAACAUGGCGUAAGGUGUAUGCGGCUUGGUCCAAAAGGAAACACUCUUCUCUCUGCUGGCAGAAGUAUUAAACUUUGGGACUUGGCAACAAAAGAAGCUCUUAAGAAAUUUACUGGUCAUGCAUCUCCAGUAACACAUCUGCAAUUCAUCCCAAGUAACUUGUCACAUGAUUCCAAUGCAAAUCAUAUUCCAAGUAAUGGUAUCAAUGGACAGUACUUUCUUUCUGGAGCAGAGCAGGAUAGAUUGAUAAAUGUAUGGUACAUCAACUUAGACUCACAAGAUAAGAAUGCACUGGUCUCACUCUCAAUCACGGAUGAGCCAAUAGCAGUGGAUGUUAUACGACACAGUAACAGAGACAAGCCUAUCCACAUUGCUGUUGCCUCGAAAGAUGGUCAACUACACAUUUUUGAAUAUUCACUCAAUGGUGGCCUUAUGGAUGGAACUCAGCCUCUUGCACCUGUGCUGUGUGUUCACUUGUUAUCUGAAGGAGAACCAGAAGCAUUGAUUGCUUAUGGAUCAAGACUCAAACCACAGUUUGAAACUCUGGCUUAUUCCACAAUGGAGGAACACACUUGUCUUGUAAGAGAGAGCUCUUCAAAUCUUCUUCUCAAUGAUAGUGCCCAUGAACCUUAUCAAAUUGACAAAGGGAAAGCAUCAUCUUCACAAAUAACAACCCUGGGUCCAGGAAACAUGACACGGGCAACUCCUGCCAUGGUGUUGGAUGAUGGGAGGACCAAAUUGAAGCGAAAAGCAGAACAUGAAAAGAAGGAAUCUCUUGAAGAACAGAGUAUUGAGGACAGACUGAAGGCAAUCAAUGCUGAAGCUGCUGAAACAUCGAGGAGAAGAGGAAACGACCGCCCAACAGCUGAUUCAUUAGCCCAGAUGCUCAUACAAGCUCUUCAUAGUCAAGAUAACUCUCUAAUGGAGUUCGAUUUGGUGUAUUUACCUGUUUUUUUUUUUUUUUUACUUCAGCUUGUUCACAAAAUUCAAGCCGCACCAGGAAGAGGGGAGGGCCUUGUUUUGUGGAUCAAACAUAUUUUAAGUACUCACAUGGCAUAUCUAAUGACGGUACCAGACCUUGUGGAUUCCCUUAGUGGAUUAUAUGCCAUGUUAGAAUCACGUGUCAGUGUUUUCAGUAAAUUGUGUAAACUACAAGGGCGGCUGGAUCUAAUGCUGUCGCAGGUGGACUCUCAGAGUCACAACAAUCCAGAGGAAGAAGAGCACGUUGAACCUACUGUUGUGUACCAAGAAGAAGAUUCAGACGAGGAACCCCUUGUACCUAUCGAGGCUGAACACUCUGAGUCUGAUGAAAAUUGGGAUCAAGAUGAAGAAGAGGAGGAAUCGGAAGAAGAUAGUGACAAUGAAAAUGAGAUUGAGGUGGAAAAUGAAUCUGAAGACGAUGAAUCUGACGGUUGAAUGUACAAAUUCAUGCAAACAGAUCACAUUGUAAUUAGAUUUUAACGAAUAAAUAAUUGUUCAUAUAUGAAACAA